UCGACGAUGCAUGCUCUGAACCGGAAGAAGAGGAAGGGAUCGGUUUUCCUGCUGGAGGUGGCGUUGCAGAGUCAGAAUCAGACGAAGAAGAUCAGCACCAGCGCAAUGGGAAAGCACCUGCAAUCAGCUCCAGGUGCAGUGUUAAGAAGCUUCAUGAUUUGCUAGCAUCUUUUGACGAGGAAAAAAGACAAUAUGUCGUCGAGAUGGAUUUCGGGGGGCUGCUAGAGCUACCAAAGAUAACCAGGACAGAUAGGCAUUUGUUAAUGUCUAUCCUAGGUCAUGUAGACGAGGAAGCAAGUUGUAUCACGAUAGAUCACAAGCGCGACGUGCAGUUCUAUGACGAAGAUGUUCAUACUGUCCUUGGCAUACCGUGUGGAGCUGCGCCUGUUAGGGAUCCAGGGCAUCAUGUUUCGGAGGAGGUGCUCGCGCAGAUCAGAGCCAUGUUUGGUAUCGGACCGGGGGAGCACAACAUUUUGCCAAUUGUUGAAGCUGUGAAGAUGACAUACGGCUGCCGAAUGACUGCUCAGGAGAAGAACAAGUUCAAAGUGGGGCUGGUGAUAUGCGCAUGCACAUACCUCCUUGCUCCAACACUGAAGAACGACUACUUCUGCACCAAUUACUGGGGUGCAUUGGCCACACCUGACCUCAUAAAUAUGCACAACUGGUGCAGAUACACACGAGAAGAGCUGCUAGUUGCGGCUAAAAGGGUGAAGGCAGAUCUCUUAGGAGGGCGUCAGAAGUCAAACCUAUCUGGGUGCCUGCCUUUUAUUCAGGUCUUCUAUAUUGAUAACCUAGACGCUGCAGAGAACAACAUCGACCACACUGUACGGCCUAGGAUAAAAGCGUACAACUACGCCCUUAUGAAAACAAUCAUUCAGAAGGAUGUGAAGUCGCGCAAGGGAGAUUACCCUGUUGUGUACGGCAGGCUGCUGCCAAGGGCGGAAACAGAGGUAUGUUAGCAUAGGAACCCCAUAAACAGGAAACGGGCGGCGGGGACGUCAAUGGGUCCCGCCCCUUGGCGGACACUUGCAUCGAGCUGCAGUUCAGUAGACAUAAAGGAGGCAUCUUAUAUUGUGUUGGACAAAAUAUCAAAGUUUACAUCCAGGUGCAAAGAGGUCCUUCUUUCGACUGCAAGGAAGAAGGAAGAGGAAAAUCACCGCCAUUUCAAUGCACUAAAUACCCUGGAAAAUUCAGCUCAGCACACAAUCAAAAGGGAGGCAAAGAGAGUGAGAGAUGAGUUCUUCUCCUUCUUCUCAAUUAUCGAGAUGAGCACAAGGAGGAGUGAUACAAGUAAUGGUGGCAAGUCAACAGGAUGCCGUGGUGCAUCCCCUAUAACAGACACUGCUCCCCCGGCAGCUCGCGACUCUGCCACGACACCUCCAGGCAGCGGCAGACAUCAGCGGACCACUAACAUAUCACCGGAGGUCGUGGAGGUCUCUCCCCGACGCUUCAAGAAGACGGCCAAGAAACAAAAGAAAGUACGUUUAGAGUGUGAGGAGUCAGAUAUAAUGGAUAUCGCAGAUUCAGAAGAUAAUACAAACGUGGUCAGUUCACCACUUGAACCAAUUAAUUCUGCCGCCGCACUAGGAGGUUGUCAUGUUGAAGG
Molecule: messenger RNA, 1606 nt
Organism: Triticum aestivum (bread wheat)
Lineage: Eukaryota; Viridiplantae; Streptophyta; Magnoliopsida; Poales; Poaceae
Exons: 5
Coding region: 204-959 (251 amino acids)
Source: RefSeq, a predicted model, not a curated record